Penicillium daleae is the source of this 3069-nucleotide messenger RNA. RefSeq names its product serine/threonine-protein kinase. Bases 1 to 3069 code for a protein of 1022 amino acids. The record is from RefSeq and is a predicted model, not a curated record. Gene Ontology annotation, biological process: protein phosphorylation; meiotic recombination checkpoint signaling. The transcript has 3 exons. NCBI's taxonomy places the organism in Eukaryota, Fungi, Ascomycota, Eurotiomycetes, Eurotiales, Aspergillaceae. Gene Ontology annotation, cellular component: nucleus; cytoplasm. Gene Ontology annotation, molecular function: protein binding; protein serine/threonine kinase activity; ATP binding.
AUGGAAGCCACCCAGGAAUCUACUCAACCAUGCGCAGACCCUCGCCGUAUGGGUCUGAACAACUCUGGCCUUCACGAGCAGGAUCUGGCCGACAUCAUCUGUAUCCUGCAUCCAAACUCUCAUGCAGCGCAUGAUGCGGUAGCUGCCACGGCGAGUCUAGGCAGUCAACACAUUCUCCAACAAGAUAUCUUGGACUUCGAAACGUCCGAGACUGCUGCCCUCGAUGUUGCCUUGAGACUGUCAUCUCAGGUAUGCGAUCUUGGCGUGGGCUUUUGCUUUGGUCGCAAUCGCGCUCGCUGCGAUAUCCUUCUGGCCGUUGACGAUGAAGCGAAACGGGUGUCUAACACUCACUUUCGGAUCUACCUCACUGGCGACGGCAUCAUCAUGCUGCAAGACACAUCUACCAACGGGACGAUAGUAGACAACUGCCGCCUCAGGAAGAAUCAAAAGGAGAACAGUCGGAUGCUCACCAACGGCUCCGUCAUCCAGGUGGUGACUGGGAACCAAGGAUCCGAUGAGGUGCGAUUUGUGGUGCGGAUUCCGUCUCGUGAAGGUUUUGCCGUUCAAUACACUCAGAAUGUACUUCGUUACUUCGAGCGUGUCCAACAGGUGGCAGGGGACAUGCAGCUUAAGAAUCGGAAUGGCCCCACUCCACCUAUGCUAUCAUGGUCGGUCGCAAACACAUACGGUAUGCAUUGGACGGGCGGUUCGAUGUAUAACGUGACCGGGCAGAUCGGGAAAGGCGCCUUCGCCACUGUCUACAAGCUUGCUACUAAGCAACAUGGUGCAAUCUAUGCGGCGAAGGAGCUGGACAAGCGGCGCUUCAUGAAGAAUGGUAUCCUGGAUCAAAAGGUCGAUAAUGAGAUGAAGAUUAUGCGUGAUUUGAAACAUCCCAAUAUCGUUCAAUAUAUCGACCACCAUGAACAUGAUCGAUGGAUCUACAUUAUCAUGGAGUACGUCCCCGGGGGCGAGCUGUCGACAUAUUUGUCAAGCCACGGCAAAAUCGCAGAGGAUAUGGUGCGGACAAUCGCUCGCCAGCUCUUACGGGCGCUCCACCAUCUCCACAAAAGACGAAUCACUCAUCGCGAUGUCAAACCGGACAACAUCUUGAUUGCCUCCUUGGACCCGCUGCGCAUCAAACUGUCGGACUUUGGACUAUCAAAGGUCACCCAGGAGGAGACAUUUCUAAAGACAUUCUGCGGUACACUGCUGUACUGCGCGCCAGAAGUGUACCCCGACUAUGAAACAUACCGGCGAGGUGAGGUCAGGAAGAGACGUCGCGUUGGGGACCCCCCUCCAAAGACGUCUCCAUACAGCCAGUCCGUCGACAUGUGGUCACUGGGUGCUGUCCUGUACCAUAUUCUAUGCGGAGUCCCUCCAUACUCGGGGCGCGCAGAAGACCGCGGUGUCGCCAUGCUGCGUAGCAUCAUGGAGUCAGAAGCUGAUUUCGAUAUCUUGCGACGUGAGGGCGUAUCAGAGUCGGGCAUUCACUUUGUCUCUCAACUCCUUAACCGGGAUCCCUUCUCUCGGCCCACGGAAAAGCAAUGCUUCCAGCAUCCGUGGAUUGCUGAGGUCCAGGAUGUGGAUGAAUACGAAGACGACGACAUCUUGGAAGACGCACGCGACACUCUUUCGGUUAUAGGAGAGGCCGAAGAGGAGCUUGACGCGUCCCAGCUGUCUAUCCAUGAGGAAAGUGCGUACACAUAUGCGGCUGGCGGAGAGGAGUCCAGCAGCAACGAAGCUCUCGCCAAAAAACCACGCAUCGAAUACAUCCCGACGGACAUUCGGUAUCCAUCGUUGCCCAAAAUCGAGAGUUUCCAGGAUGGCCAAAUGGUUGCCGAGACCCACGCAAGGCGGCUCUUUGGUGAAGUCACGUCUUCAGCUCUGCGCAGCUCCCAUGCCCUUGGCCACACAGGGUCCUGGGAUGACGGUGACUAUGAUGCCGAGGGCUUUGCUUCUUCUGGUGAGUCGGUCAGCGACGAACGCAGUGUCUAUUCGAUCAUAUCUCUCCCGGAACACCCAUUCGGCGGCACGGCACCCAGCCUGAUGGGCGCAGAGAAUCUCGUUAGACGGCUGAAUAUGAACUCCUCGCUCCCUCUCUUCCCUGCACAGACCGGCCUGGUUAACCAAAUCUCGACGCGGCAGACCAGCCCUGGACAACCCACGGUACACACGGAGUUCAUAAAAGCAGGGAGCACCCCGCGUGAGGUGCUUCCUCUUACAUCCAGUGCCAACGAUACGACACCCAAGGCGCCCAAGCUGUCACGCCGUAUCGACCUGGAAUUGCCAGAAACUGCUAGCGAGCGCUCCGAUAGCAGUGCGCCUGCCAGUCGCCCCCAAUCUACCCAUCCUCCGGACCUGUCUGCAGGGGAGGACUACGAUGUCGACUUUGCGACUACGUUGGAUGCGCAAACCGGCCAGGCCAUUUUGGAGCAACUGCGCACGGCCGAGGAGGAGGAGCCGUCGGAUCCUAUCGUGCAUGAACAACCCGAUGCCCCCGGUAUCCCAACUACCAUGCCUGUGGCCGAGUUCACCAAGCCCCCUAAGCUUCUUGGAAGACUCCGAAGUCUCCCUGGAUCAAUGUUUGAUCUAAAUCUCCGCCUCGAAAACAGAAUGACCUCCUGGGGUCGUGGUCCCGACGCAACCAUCCGCCAUCCGGAUAACAUGGACGUGCGCAUUCCCGCCUACGCACUCGAAAUUACCUUCUGGGCACCCGGACUGGAACGUCAAAUUGCCGAAGGCCAAGAUUGGACGCAAGUUCCUGGCGUGAUGGCCGUUCUCUCCACCAAAACACGCAAAUGCAUCUGGGUCAACGGCACGGAACUGCGCAAGGGGGGUCCGGAAGGUCUACAGUUCGGCAAGCUCUACACGGGAGAUAUCAUCACCAUCUACAAGCAUAAGGAUAAUGGGGAGUUCUUGGAACUGCGAUGUGAGUUCUAUCACGGCGAGAGCGCGCAGCCCCGGCCCGCACAUGAGACCGGGUUCGUCGUGCGGCAAGCACUCGUGGGCAAGCCGGACGGCUCCAAUCGCUUGUCUGUCCGACCGAACCGCAUGAAGGAAGCCGAGUGA